UUGCUUGCUUGUUUUAAAUUAUAGAGCCAGAUGCAGUUAUUUCCAACAGCUACGGUUGUAGUUUGAGCAUCAAGAUAUAAGAAUGGGUCAUCGGCGUAGAGACGGAUUCUACCAAAGUGUGUUAAAUGUCCCUUCAAGUGUCACGUGAACAGAGGGGGACCCAAUGUAGAUCCUUGGGGUACACCUUUAGAUUAUUAGAUUAUUUCAUUAUCGUCUUUAUCAAAGCAAUUGAUGACUUUGUGACAAAGUUACAAAGAAACUAAAAUAUACAUAGUACAUAACAUAAAAUGUCACACAGUACCAAAGUUUUAACUCACAAAAUCUGUGUUUUUCACAAGUCAGUCAAUAUGGAUAUUACAAAAGUAAAUCAUUUUCUUCACCAUGCAUAUUGACUGGUAUAAAUGACUGGUUAAGAUCAUUUUCAUUGACAUGUUUUAAUUAAAAAUUACUGCAACAUUCAAUCUUGUUGCAAAAAACUUUACAAAAUGAAAUUUUCUCAUUUUUCUCAGAAUUUAAAGUCACUGUUACUUACUACAGGUUUUACGUAAACUUUUGUUUGCAAUAUGACAAAAUAAAGUAAAUAAAACAAAGCAAUUUUUGACUACGUUAAAACAAAGAAAAACAUUUAUAUCUAAGAUGGUGGAUCAAUGAGAAGCAGCAGGUUCAUUCAAACGGUGACAAAGUUAAAGGUAGUUUGAUCCUUCUGUCACCAAUCACGUGUGUCCUGACGUAACUCGAUAUCACAGAGAGUUAUUAAAGCCCGGGGCAGCCGAUGGGAUUAUAGUUUCAGCAAUAACGCUGCUAAAAAGGGCAUUUAAGGUUCCCAGAUGUUGACCUUAAAAGUGUUUGCCACAUGUUGCGUUUAAUCCUGUUAAUACCUCCAGUAUUUAGCCGAGUCUUCAAAAAAAAAGGUGUCAUAGCGGUGUGGCGCAGUAAUCCACUUAAUCCUCCGAGACAGCUGUCUGGAUUUAGGUGGUGAUGACCAUAAUCUCAUUUGGCACCUUGAGGGGCCGUCGGGGCGAUACACGAGGCAGUGUGAACCAAAGAAGAAGAAGAAGAAGAAGCAGCAUGGGGAACACCAAGAGCAGCGCGUUGUCCAAGGACCUCCUGGAGGAGCUGAAGUCCAACACCAAGUACUCCGAGUCCGAGCUGUGCACCUGGUACCAGUCCUUCCUGAAGGAGUGUCCCGGCGGGAAGAUCAGCAAGCAGCAGUUCGAGGGCAUCUACGCCAGCUUCUUCCCCGACGCCGACCCCUCGAAGUACGCGCGCCACGUGUUCCGCAGCUUCGACACCAACGCCGACGGCACCUUGGACUUCAAGGAGUACAUCGUGGCGCUGCACCUCACGUCCGGGGGCAAGACCCUGCAGAAGCUGGAGUGGGCCUUCGCCCUGUACGACGUGGACGGGAACGGAACCAUCAGCAAAAACGAAAUCCUGGAGAUCGUCCGGUCUAUAUUCAACAUGAUUCCUGCGGACGACCAGAAGAACCUCCCCGAGGACGAAGACACGCCGGAGAAGAGGGCGGAGAAAGUCUGGGAGUUUUUCGGGAAGAAGGACAACGAUAAAAUCUCAGAGGGGGAGUUCAUUCAGGGUGUGAUGGAGAACAAGGACAUCCUGCGGUUGAUACAAUACGAUGAACCUCAGAAAAUCAAAGACAAGCUCAAAGAGAAGAAGCAGUAAUACGAAGCAAAAGCUGCUUGGUGGGAUUGUAAGACUUGUUUUUUUGUUUAAAGUAUCGUAUGUGUAUCAUAAUAUUUCUUCAUGAAUGUCAGUUGUGCGUUUUUGUAUUCGUACCCAGAGGGCAAUUCAAUCUAAUUUAAUACCAGAAAGCAAAUGUGUGUGUUGUCUAAUAUAACCUUUUGUCUAAUUAUCGUGGAUAAAUCUCAAAUUACACUGGGGAGAAAAUGACAAAUUACUGGGCAGCAGUAACUUCCAUUGUGUAACAUAUUUUUUCAUUGAAUUAAACAUGAAUUUAUAGCUCAAAUGGACCUAAAAAAAGCUUAGUUUUCUUUGUGUGUUUGGCCUUGUGAUUGGCUUAAUAGUGUAUUAACCAAUUUGUAAAUGAAAAAUAUUACUUUACCAGCUAGCCUUAGUCAAAGAUAAUUUGAUCUAUGACAUAUUACUCAUGGUCAAAAUGUGGUGAACAUCUAAAUAAAGGAGAAAAUUAUUACCAGAUAAACGGCUAAACGCUAACUAGCCUCAUUAGCCCUUUAGCUAGCUAGCCCGUUAGCAGUAAUUAUUCCUUAACUUCUGUUAAUUACAUUAUUUGUUGUUAAAUUAAACACAAAUGUAUUAGUUUAUCAGCUCAAAUGGAAUACAGAGACAAAGAACAAACAAACACACACAUGUUGUGUAUAGUUUUUUCACUUUUCUUUUGUGAGGACGUAAUGUUCGGCAUGAGAAAAGUAGACGCUGCUUCCAGACCUUCAGGGUCCAUGCGAUACGCAGCUUAUCCCCCCCCCCCCCCCUCCCUUCAUGUUAUCUGGCAGCGUUUGGACCCAUUUGGACUGGACUCAUUAGGUGGAUGGCAGAGAAGGUCUCAGCUCCUCAGGAGAGGGAUCAGGUUAACACUGUAUCAGCCGAUCCUAUUAAGAUCCUAUUAAGGUCAGCUGAGACGAACACACUGGAAAACGCCAGGUCUUACUUUGGCAUUGUAUUGUUCUGUGUGUGUGUGUGUGUGUGUGUUCAGAUCGCUGUUACUAAUUUAAUUACUUAAUUCUGAUGUGAUUGGUCUUGAAUGUACGUUUUAGUAGUCAGUGUUUUACCAUCAGUAGAAAUAUAAUAUCAGUGUUUGCUGUAUUUGGGAUGUGGUCAAAGGUUGGAAACUAACUGAAGUACUGACGGCAAGAUUUAAGCCUUCAAACAUUCUAAAUACAAAGCAAAUGAACCCUGAGGAGAGGAAGGACUUCUUCAUCCUCUCCUCAGAUCAAACCUUUACUCGUGUGAACCAAAGUGGACGAAAGUAAUGAUAUAUGUGAACAAAAUAUUAGAUGCAUGUAUAAUAAAUAAAUGUAUAAUACAUGUAACCUGUCUGGCAUUAUAAUGCUUUGAGGGUUUUUUUUUUAAUACAGUUUGAGUCAAAAUAAUCUGAAUACAGAAAGGUUAAGCUUCUUCUUUAGAAACAUUUGCUUUGGGUUUAAUCUCCUGGACAGAACACACACACACACACACACACACACACACACACACACACACUGAACAGGUGUCCACCUGUCCACCACACACACACCGCUUCCUGCACCUCGGCACAGUUACAUAAAGACACUGCGAUGUUUGGUCUUUUCAGCGAGGAGAUUUAUUUUUGACACUGCAUUCCACAGAGGUCAGAGGUCACCCACCAGCCAACAUUCGUAAAAACACGGGACCAUCGGAACUGAAUGCACGUCAUGAAAAUGUUAACCGCGGAGGGGAUGAACUCGACCGCGACGUCAUCCUGAAACCGUUGGGACAUUUAGUUGGAACAUAAUAAAACAUUUAGUGCACAACAUUGAGACACACACACACACACA
Pungitius pungitius (ninespine stickleback) is the source of this 3509-nucleotide messenger RNA. RefSeq names its product recoverin a (gene rcvrna). The transcript has 3 exons. Gene Ontology annotation, molecular function: calcium ion binding. The record is from RefSeq and is a predicted model, not a curated record. Bases 979 to 1680 code for a protein of 233 amino acids. Lineage: Eukaryota; Metazoa; Chordata; Actinopteri; Perciformes; Gasterosteidae.